Messenger RNA from Pleurotus ostreatus (oyster mushroom), 1683 nucleotides. It is a transcript of the gene CCT7, whose product is annotated as T-complex protein 1 subunit eta. The transcript has 6 exons. Bases 1 to 1683 code for a protein of 560 amino acids. The record is from RefSeq and is a predicted model, not a curated record. Gene Ontology annotation, biological process: protein folding. NCBI's taxonomy places the organism in Eukaryota, Fungi, Basidiomycota, Agaricomycetes, Agaricales, Pleurotaceae. Gene Ontology annotation, molecular function: ATP binding; ATP-dependent protein folding chaperone; ATP hydrolysis activity. Gene Ontology annotation, cellular component: chaperonin-containing T-complex.
AUGCAGCGGGGACUUCCAAUGCAACCCACUGUUGUCCUCCUCAAGGAGGGCACAGACACAUCGCAGGGGACACCGCAGUUGCUAUCAAACAUAUCGGCGUGUUCCGCAAUUGCUGAGACCCUUUCGACGACUCUUGGACCUCGAGGAAUGGACAAAUUAAUCGUGAACGACCGUGGAGAAGCUCAGAUCACAAAUGAUGGUGCUACAAUCCUCAAGUUACUUGAAAUCGUGCAUCCGGCAGCAAGGACGCUUGUCGACAUCGCGCGUGCCCAGGAUGCUGAAGUUGGAGAUGGUACCACUAGUGUCGUACUUCUUGCGACGCAGAUGUUGAAGGAGAUCAGGGGAUACAUUGAAGAGGGUGUUUCGCCUCAUAUCAUAAUGAAGGGUUUCCGAAAGGCGACACAACUAGCUAUCGAUCGUAUUAAAGCGAUACAAGUCACCGUCGAUAGAUCAGAUCCUGAAAAGUUCCGAUCGCUACUCCUCAAAUGCGCAUCUACUUCGAUGUCCUCAAAACUCAUACACUCCGAAAAGCCAUUCUUCUCCAAGAUGGUUGUGGACGCUGUACUGACGCUUGACCAGAGCGAGCUAGAUGAAUCCCUCAUCGGCGUCAAGAAAAUACCUGGUGGCGGGAUGCAGGAUUCUCUCCUCGUCCAAGGAGUCGCAUUCAAAAAGACAUUUACGUACGCAGGGGCCGAGCAACAACCAAAACUCUUCCAAGACCCCUUGAUUCUCUGCCUCAAUGUCGAACUAGAGCUGAAAGCUGAAAAGGAUAACGCGGAGGUCCGGGUUGAAGCCGUAACGGACUAUCAAGCCAUCGUAGAUGCGGAGUGGGAGAUUAUUUACCGAAAGCUCCAAGCUAUCGAAAAGACUGGCGCCAAGGUUGUCCUCAGCAAACUCCCAAUUGGAGAUCUAGCAACACAGUGGUUCGCUGAUCGCGAUAUCUUCUGUGCCGGCCGAGUGCCUGCAGGAGACUUGCGCCGCGUUAUACAGGCUACUGGGGGUGCGAUCCAAUCAACGUGUUCUGAUAUUGGGCGCGAGCACCUGGGCACUUGCGGAGUCUUCGAAGAAAAGCAGAUCGGCGGUGAGAGGUACAACUUGUUCCAGAAAUGCCCGAAAGCGAAGACGUGCACCCUCAUUCUACGCGGAGGAGCUGAGCAAUUCAUUGAAGAGGUCGAGCGUAGUUUGCAUGAUGCUAUCAUGGUGGUUAAGCGAGCUGUUCGCAAUGGUGAUGUAGUUGCAGGCGGAGGCGCAGUUGAAAUGGAUCUUUCUGCUCAUAUUCGCAAAUAUGCCUUGUCUAUACCCGGGAAGCAGCAACUGAUCAUCGCCGCAUUCGCCAAAGCCCUCGAAAUCAUCCCUCGCCAAAUAUGCGAUAACGCCGGCCUCGAUUCAACUGAUAUCCUGAAUAAGCUGCGAAUGAAGCACGCGAACGAUGAGCAAUGGGCCGGGGUAGACGUUGAUGGACCUUCGGGAGUCAGGGACAACAUGGAGGCAUUUGUCUGGGAACCGAGUCUCGUCAAGGUUAACGCGAUCAGCAGUGCCUCGGAGGCCGCAUGCUUGAUUCUGAGCGUGGAUGAGACAGUUCGCAAUCCGCAAAGCGAACAGGCUAAUGCAGGGCCCAAAGCUCCCCCAGGCACGGCCCAGCGCGCGUUGAGGGGAAGAGGACGGGGGAUGCCUCGACGAUAG